This is a messenger RNA of Ilyonectria robusta, 849 nucleotides long. Its product is annotated as 12-oxophytodienoate reductase. Bases 1 to 849 code for a protein of 282 amino acids. Gene Ontology annotation, molecular function: oxidoreductase activity; FMN binding. The record is from RefSeq and is a predicted model, not a curated record. The transcript has 2 exons. Lineage: Eukaryota; Fungi; Ascomycota; Sordariomycetes; Hypocreales; Nectriaceae.
AUGACCGCGGAAGACAUUGUCGAGCUCGUGGCCAAGGCGAAUUCCCGUGGCCCGACCAGUGGCUUCACGGAUAUCGCCGACGACGCCCAUGAGUUCCCGCCAGGUUUUGAUACCACUUCAGCGACUAUCUUCAAGCCGCUCAAGGUAGGAGAUAUAACCCUCCAGCAUCGCGUAAUCCACGCUGCUUUAGGCCGAGCCCGGAGCGCCAAUGACACCGAGAGCCCCCUGGCGGCCAAGUACUUUGCACAACGGACGACCCCCGGCGCCUUGAUGAUAUCUCAAGCCACGGGUAUCUCUCCCGAGUCAGCAGCAUGGCCGUGGGCAGCGGUGCUACGCAACGAGGAACAGCUGGAGGCGCUUAUCAAGAUCAUCCAGGCUGUGCACGCCAAAGGUGGCUUUUGGUUCCAGCAGCUGUUCCAUGUGGGACGCUGCACGUCGCCUGCGCUUGUCAAGCGUGCCAGACAACGCGCUGGAUUGCCUGAGCCGCCUCCGUACGGCUACCUGCCGGUCUCUGCCUCAGCUGUCGCCGAAUCCGGCAUCAACACGCAUUCAGGGGAGCCCUUUGGCGUGCCGCAUGCUUUGACGGUGGACGAACUUCGCGCCCUACGUGACGAUUACAAGAGGACGGCCCAGAUAGCCUUCGAAGCUGGCGCCGACGGAAUCGAGAUUCUUUCCGGAAAUGGCUUCCUACUCGAUCAAUUCCUGCACGACAACAUCAACCAGCGUACUGAUGAGUAUGGCGGCAGUGUCGAGAACCGCAGUCGCUUCCCGUUGGAGGUUAUUGAUGCUGUUGCCGAGGUUACGGGCUAUCAGCGUAUCGGUGUUCGAUUGAGCCCGUUCUCCAAGUAA